Acanthamoeba castellanii str. Neff is the source of this 3318-nucleotide messenger RNA. Its product is annotated as DNA topoisomerase. Gene Ontology annotation, biological process: DNA topological change. Lineage: Eukaryota; Discosea; Longamoebia; Acanthamoebidae. The transcript has 19 exons. Gene Ontology annotation, molecular function: DNA topoisomerase type I (single strand cut, ATP-independent) activity; DNA binding. Bases 1 to 3318 code for a protein of 1105 amino acids. The record is from RefSeq and is a predicted model, not a curated record.
AUGCUCGUGGGUCCGCGAUUUACCAACUCAAUUAUUGGAUCACAUCUGCACUUCAUCCCGCGAUUGAGCUUCACCACAAGAGGCCGACCCCGAAAAUCGGUGGAAGAGGUGGCGACGCCCAAGGAGCCAAAGGAGCAAAGUGGUGCCAAAGCGAAGAAAGUGGCGGAGGGGCAGACGACAGAGAAGAAAACAAAGAAGGAAGCACCGGCGACCGAGGCGAAGGAGACAGUGCCCAAAGCCAAGAAGGCGAGGGCCGAGAAAGCGGCGAAGCCAACUGCGAAGCUGCCAAAGACGACGUUGGAGGCGGUGAAGACGGCGAAGAAAGCCGCGACCCAGAGAGCGGAAGUGGAGGCGCCGGACGAACUGCUGAACAAAGCGGAGGCGAAAGCACCCGAGAAGAGACCGAAGAAGGGGAAGGUCGAGCUGACUACCCAAGUGGCAACGGCAACGGGAGGGGCAGCAGAGCGCACGGAAGCCGUGAAAGAGGAGAAGCCGGCUCGAGUUGUGGAGGCGAAACGCGGAGAGACCACCAAAGAAGACGCGGAAGCCGCGUUGCCUAAAUGGGAGCACCUGACGCAGGCCCAGCUGAAGGAAGAGUGCAAGAAGCGACGGCUGAAGGUGACGGGGAGCAAGCAACAGUUGGUGGAGCGCCUCCAGGAAGCUACUCGACCCCCACCCGCCGCCGCCGUCGAGCCACAGCCUCAGGGACCGGUCAUCCGCAUUAUCGUGGCCGAGAAGAAGUCGGCCGCGGAGAACAUCGCCCGAGCGUUAGGGAUCAAGAAGUUCAAGAAAGAAGGGGCCAAGGAACCAGGAUUUAUCGGCAAUGUAGAGCUCACACCGAAUGGAGUCCAGGUCGUGCCCGAUGAAAGCGGCAGUGGCGGGGCGACGGUCGUGACGUGGGCAUCGGGCCAUCUGUUCGAGCUGCAGAAAUACGCCAUGUGGAAACUGGACAAGCUGCCCAUGCUGCCCUCCGAAUGGACGUUUUCAUGCAAGGGGCCAGCGCAAAAGAGGCAGUUCGAAGUGAUCCGCAGGCUCUUCGAGUCGGCCGACGAGAUCGUCAAUGCAUGCGAUGCGGGGCGAGAGGGCGAGCUCAUCUUCAGGGAGAUCUUUGAACAGGCCAAGCCCAAAGCGCCGUUCAAGCGACUCUGGAUCUCGUCGCUCACCGACGAGGCCAUCAAAGAAGGUUUUCGAAAGCUCCAGGCCGGCACUGAGUAUGAUUCCCUCUAUCACUCGGCCCUGGCGAGGACCAAGGCCGAUUGGCUGAUCGGAAUGAACGCCACGCAAGUCUACACGCUGAGCUACCGCCCCAAGGUGCCCUCCUUCCAGGGCAAGGAGGCCGUGUCCCUCGGUCGGGUGCAAACGCCUGUGCUCAAAAUGAUCGUGGAUCGCUGGAAAGCAGCCCACAAUUUCAAGCCGGGCUCACAGGGCCAUGCGCCGCGGUUGCAGGAGCCGUACUGGGAGCUCCACCUCCGCUGUCGGCCUCAGGGAAGCGACGAGCACCUGCGACUCAAGUACUUCUCGCCCGAGGCAGCGAGCGAGCGCAUCGCCUCGGAACAGGAGGCCGAGGACGUGCGACACGCGCUGGGACCCGUGUGCACCGUGCAGCAGCUCACCCACAAACGCCGAAUCGAGAAGCCGCCCAAGCUGUUUGACCUCACCGCCCUUCAAAGCUCUGGGUCUGAGUCGUUCGCCUGUCACUGCCCGAACAGAGAGGCCAAUCGACGAUACGGCUAUACGGCCGAGCGGACACUGGGCGCGCUCCAGGGACUGUACGAACAUCACAAGCUCAUCUCCUAUCCGCGAACAGACUCGCGCUACUUGACCAAGGACAUCUUCAACGACGUCAACACCAUCCUUGAUGGCAUCGGCAAGCACUCGAUGUAUGCUCCCGCGAUCGAGGACGUGCGCAACAGCAAGAGGCUCAGCCUGUCCAACAAAGCGGUCUUUGACGCGGGCAAGGUGUCCGACCACCAUGCGAUCAUCCCCACGACCAACAUUCCCUCGGAAAAGACUCUGGCCCACCUCUCCCCCGACGAACGAAAGCUGUACCACCUGAUCGUGUCCCCGUGCUUCAUGCCCGACUGCGAGAAGCAGCACACGGAACUAGUGGCGGUCAACAAAUCGAAGCACUUCCGCGGGAGGGGCGUCGAGCUCGUCAAGCCCGGCUGGCGCUCGGUCUACUCGCUCUCGCCGUUCGCCGCACCGCAAGACGGCUCCUCCGUCGACGAGAAGGAGGUCGACGAUCAAUCCACCACCGGCGAUGGUGGCGACUCCAUCGGCGAUGGUGACGAGGAGGAAGCGACGACUGAUGAUGGGAACCUGUGCUCCAUCGCCAGCAAACUUAAGGAGAACGACACGCUCGCCUGCGUCCUGCCGGCCGAGGUGAAGUGCGAGCAUACGCGGCCGCCGCCGCUCCUCAACGAGGCCUCGCUCCUCUUCCUCAUGGAGACGGCCGCCAAGUAUGUCGCCAAGAAAGGAGCUUAUGAUGCGGAGAACGAGGCUGAUGACGGAGCCGAGGAGUCGCUGAAGGAGUUCGGAUUGGGCACGCCGGCGACGCGGGCGCAGACCAUCGAGCGAUUGAUCGCCGUCAAGUAUGUGCGGCGAGAGGGCAAGAAGCUGGUCCCCACCGAGAAGGGCAAGAUCCUCAUCGAACUCCUCCAGAAGACCCACUCCUCCCUCACCUCGCCUCAGAUGACCGGCCAGUGGGAGAAGCGGCUGCAGGACAUCGCCAAGGGCGAAGGCAGUCACGAGGCCUUCGUCGAGGACAUCAAGCGCUUCACGGAGCAGGUGGUCGACGAGGCCAAGGUGGGCGCCACCCGGCUGCCCGACUUCCGCAAGAUGAUGCGAACGAUCAACCAACAAGAGGAGGGCACACCGCAGACCUCCGAAGCCGCUGGCGCAGAGGCCGCCACCCAGGCGCGAGGGGGGUGGGAGGAGGAAGAGGAGGAGGUCCUGGGCGAUUGCUGGAAGUGCGGCAAGGGCCACGUUGUCUCGCGGGCUCGAUCAAACCGCUGGACCUGCUCCACCGAAAGCUGCGACUUCAUCAUCUGGAAGACCACCGCCAGCCGCGAGAUGCAACGGGAAGAGCUGAAGGAGCUGCUGACCGAGGGCGUGACGCCGUUCCUGUCGGGCUUCAAGUCGCGGGCGGGCAAGCCCUUCGAGGCCCGGCUGGCCAUCAACCAGGACGGCAAGGUGGUGAUGAUGUUCCCCUUCACCGUACGCCGAAGCGCCGGCGGCGGCAGCGGCGGCGGCCACAGCCGUGGUGGACUUUCCCGACGACUGCCGGGCAUCACCGAGAGCUCUGAAACCGACGAGUAA